CAUGAGAUGCGGGCGGUCAUGUACCUACAGUGCUAACAAACAACCUUGGAAUACUGCAAAAUGACAAUAAGCCGCGUAGUUGUCGUCCCCCUAGGCAGUGGUGGGCGCGCGCGCGUGCGGUCGAUCUGUCUCUGAUGUGGAUGGAUGGAUAGAUGGAUUGGAUGGAUGGGGGAUGGUCGCUCCCGGGUCGGUUCGGGUUGGGGGGCGGAUUGCUGCUUGGUGGGCUGAGGCUCCGCAGUACGCCAGCGGACAAUAUCCCGAUUGCUGGAAGCCGUGAAGAUGUCGGUCCGGAGGGAAGGACGAGGUUCAGACUCGAAAACAGCGAGUUGCGGUGUGGUGGAAGGAGAGUGGAAGGAGAGUGGACAGGAGUCGUUGUUGUUGUUGUUGGAAUGGGAAGGGGAGGGAGUCGGAACGGAACAGGUAGAGAGAGAGAGAGAGAGAGAGAGAGAGAGAGAGAGAGAGAGAGAGAGAGAGAGAGAGGGAGAGCGAGAGAAGGUAGGGAGAAGUACAGUCGCUACUACUCACUGUCCUGUGAGAGCUUUGCGGUUCAGGUUCACCAACGACCAUCUGUACCACUUCCCGAAUUCGUCUCCCACUGCCUUUCUCCUCCAGCCCUUUUGCCGAUCUGUUGUUAUUCAUGAUGGAUUGUGCGUGCCAAACUCGCGAUCCGGGCUCGAAAUGUAGAGUAAGAUCAGUCAGUCAGUCAG
Molecule: messenger RNA, 707 nt
Organism: Dissoconium aciculare CBS 342.82
Lineage: Eukaryota; Fungi; Ascomycota; Dothideomycetes; Mycosphaerellales; Dissoconiaceae
Exons: 2
Coding region: 153-641 (162 amino acids)
Source: RefSeq, a predicted model, not a curated record